CCUGUUUGGCGGAGUUCAGGCACUGUGUGAGGGACUGCAAUGCACAUUCCUUGAGCCAUCUCUAGAAUCGGAGCCAGUUAAGCAGCUGAAUGAUAGCAGCUCUGUUUCAUUCUGUAAAUUCACCUGACACCAGCAAAUGGAAUGUAGGCAUUUCCUUACAGGCACACAUAGGGGGAGACAGCAUUAUACAAAGCAUACAGCUAAUCAAAGCUUACAGCAAAGCAAUGAGCCUUUCUGAAUUACCAGGUUGGUGCGAUAGGAGGGUGCAUAGGAACAGGUCACACCAUUGAUCUCAAGCCCCCACUUAGUCUUUUUUGUUUCUGCAAGACACUCCAACAGAUACAAUGCCAUCUACUCACUUUUGCUGCAAGUGAAGUGUUAAAAAUUGUGAGUGAAAGGAGUUUAAGAGAUGGUGCGCUAGCGUUGCCAUGCAAUUGCUGCUCUCUUCUUGAAACAACUCUCUCACUCCUACAUUCACCACCAGCACUUCUGCAUCUCUGGGCUGCUUCCGAUUUUUGCUCACAACUUGGGGGCGUGAGUGCAGAGUGCUGAUAAAGGGGCAGUAGGGCUGAAGUCAGGAAGAGGAUGAAAAGGGGUGCAAAUUACCCCUGCCGUCAAAGGGAAGCAAAGUCAGCAAUUGGUGUUGAUGACGCUGCACUGGCAGAAGAAGAGCCAAUCACAUCUUUCCUGCCCCUGGCAGCUAAAAUCUCAUUUCUGCAUUUUUCCCAGCGCAGGCUAAGUCAAGGAUGGAACGCAGAGAGACAGAGAAGGAGGCAAAAAUGCACAGCACUCGAUAGGCAUCAUUAACUGAAUUCAUUGAAAGGGAACCAGAAAAAGAAUCGCUCUCGCCAAGCUGUGGACUCUUAAAACUCACUGCAGCCUGCUCUGCAUUAAUAACUCCUUUCCCAGAUAUACAGAGGGAAAAGAUAAAGGGGGAAGGGAAUGUGAAACAGCCAAUGCAACUUAGCUGGAAGCUUUGAGCAUUAACCCCUAGAGGGAAAGAAAAGGAGGGGUAGGAGGGGGCUGUGUGAAUACAUAGGAGCACUGCAUCACGCUAAUGUUCAGCUCAGAACAGUAUGCGUCAGCAGUACAUCCACGUUCUGACUGAAGGACGAAAGGAUGAGAGAGCAGCCUGGCUGGUUGGCUGCUGCUUACACCACCAAGCAAAAAGGGAGAGAGGAGGACCAUUAAAAGAGGAAGAUGCUACGGGGCUCUGAUAUCGCUCCCUCAGCUGCUGCCUGUUCUGCUGCUGCUAAAAACACCAGACGAGACAUUAAAAGCAAGACUAGGAGAAACCCACAACUCACUACCUCGCAAGAAAAGGCUCUACAGUGGGACUUCCAUGAGGCAGGAGAUGUACGGCUGUAAAAGACUGUCCCUUCUGCAGACCCAUCUCAAAUCAAGGGCUCAGCACUAAGGUGUGUGUAUCUGUGUGUGUGGUUUCACCUCCAGUGUUGUUUCUACAAGACCUCCGCUCACUCCUUGGAGAUAUUGACGGAUUAUUGCUAAGUGUGCAAGAGGUAGGCUGCAGCAGCUGUAUCUGUAGCUUGGAAAGCAAAGCCAGCUAUAAAAAGAGAGAGAGCGAGAGAGCGAAAAAGAGAAGCCAGCACUGAGAGAGAGGGGGGGAAAGCACUCAAUGCCUGCAAUGUGCUUGCUGCCUUUCUCUUUGUACAAAUCAGAAUUCUGCAGACAGUCUGGGGAUCGCAGAGAUACCCAAAGAAAAUCAUCAAACUGCAUGGAAAGCGCAAGAUACAUUCAAGGAGUAUAAGGAGCCUUCAAAUAAUUUCUAAUCCACUUCUAUGAAGCCUAUAUAGAUUUUCCAUCUCCCUUCAGAAAUGGAUAUUCUUCCGGCUUCUGCAAGGAACAGCAGUGGAAUCCAAGGGCAAAUAUUUCUACUGAAAAAGGCACUAGCCCCUGGGGAGCAGCAGAACGAUGCACCUGCAUAGCCAAGUGGGCCUCACCCCUUCUUUAUAUAUACCUUAAUUUUACUUUUAAUUUUCAAAUCCGGGUUUACUAUAAGGAGCCAUUUUGUCUUUCAAUACCCCCCCAUUAUCCCCCUCCCCCAAAGCCCCUGUAGCCCCAGUAGCUUUCUUUCCUAUACUAAUUAAAACUAAGGAAUCCAUGGAAAGACUGUUUCAUACACUUGCUGUUGCACUGGAUGAGAGAAACUGGCUUAAGGAUUCUAAUAUAAUUUUCUUUCCAUAGAUACUUUACCUAGGGUUUUAUUUAAAUUCAUGCAUUUUAAUUUUCUAGUCACCUCCUUAAAGAGAAACCACUUUUUUUCUUCAGUUCUUACCCCAAUAUUUCCUCCUUACACUCACAAGUGUUUAGAUGGAAAAGGGAAUUUGCAACCUCCUGAAGCCUGGGUAGGGCCAAGUUCCCGUUUCCAUGCCAAAUCCCAGACUAUGGUGAAUUAUGAACGUGCCACAUCAUGAAUUUCUUGUGGCUGGUAACUGUGCACCAUACCUGGAAGGCUGUCCUAUUCUCUGCAAUCUACCUCAUGGUGCAUAUGUGGAUCUCCUGUGCAGCAUACUCUGGGCCUCAAAGUUGCCCAUCUGUCUGUUCCUGCAGUAACCAGUUCAGCAAGGUCGUAUGCACACGUCGUGGCCUCUCUGAAGUACCCCAAGGUAUACCAUCAAACACAAGAUCCCUCAAUCUCAUGGAGAACAACAUACAGAUGAUUCAGGCUGACACGUUCCGUCACCUUCAUCAUUUGGAAGUGCUACAACUUGGCAGGAACUCUAUACGUCAGAUAGAGGUUGGGGCUUUUAAUGGUUUGGCCAGCCUCAAUACUCUGGAAUUGUUUGACAACUGGUUGACUGUAAUUCCCAGUGGGGCAUUUGAGUAUCUUUCCAAACUGAGAGAAUUGUGGCUCAGGAAUAAUCCUAUUGAAAGUAUUCCAUCUUAUGCCUUCAAUCGGGUACCAUCUUUGAUGCGCCUGGACCUUGGAGAGUUAAAAAAACUGGAGUAUAUUUCUGAGGGGGCUUUUGAAGGAUUGUAUAAUCUGAAGUAUCUUAACCUUGGGAUGUGUAAUAUCAGAGACAUGCCAAACCUUACACCAUUGGUGGGACUAGAGGAACUAGAAAUUUCUGGGAACAACUUUCCUGAGAUAAAACCAGGAUCUUUUCACGGUUUGAGAUCACUGAAAAAAUUGUGGAUUAUGAACUCGCAGAUCAACACCAUAGAGCGUAAUGCUUUUGAUGAUUUGACAUCCUUGGUUGAAUUGAAUUUGGCUCACAACAAUGUGACCUCCCUGCCACAUGACCUUUUUGCCCCUCUAAAAUAUUUGGUGGAAUUACACUUGCACCAUAAUCCAUGGGACUGCGACUGUGAUGUUCUUUGGCUUUCCUGGUGGCUGAGAGAGUAUAUUCCCACCAAUUCCACAUGUUGUGGUCGUUGCCAUUCCCCGCCGCACAUGAGGGGGAAGUAUGUGGUGGAGGUGGACCAUUCAAUGUUUCAGUGCUCAGCCCCUUUUAUAAUGGAUGCUCCUAGGGAUUUGAACAUCUCUGAAGGGAGAAUGGCGGAGCUCAAGUGUAGAACUUCUGCCAUGUCCUCUGUUAGGUGGCUAUUGCCCAAUGGAACUGUGUUGACCCACGCUUCCAAUCAUCCGCGAAUCACCAUCCUUAAUGAUGGGACAUUAAACUUCUCACAGGUCCUGCUCACUGAUACUGGUGUCUACACAUGCAUGGUAACAAAUGUGGCGGGAAACUCUAAUGCUUCAGCUUAUCUCAACGUCAGCACGGCAGAGCUUAACACUUCCAACUAUAGUUUCUUCACAACUGUCACUGUGGAGACAACAGAGGUGGCUCCUGAAGACAUCUCUAUGAUAUUCAAGCCGGUGCCAACCACUUCAACAGGGUACCAGCCUGCAUAUACAACUACCACCACUGUACUAAUUCAGACCACCAAAAUGCCCAAGCAGGUGGCGGUACCAACUUCAGAUGCUGGAGACAAAAUGCAAACUAGCCUUGAUGAGGUGAUGAAGACCACCAAAAUCAUCAUUGGUUGCUUUGUGGCAGUCACACUGUUAGCAGCCGCUAUGCUUAUUGUAUUCUACAAGCUACGCAAGCGGCACCAGCAAAGGAGCACUGUGGCCGCUGCGCGGACUGUUGAGAUAAUCCAAGUGGAUGAGGACAUCCCCAGUGGGAGUCCCACAGGAGUAUCAGGUGAGGGGGCAGUUGUACUGCCCACCAUUCACGAUCAUAUGAACUACAACACCUACAAGCCAGCACACCAUGGGGCCCAUUGGACGGCUAACAGUAUCGGUAAUUCUCUACACUCCACAAUUACUACCAUAUCUGAACCUUAUAUAAUUCAGACCCACACAAAAGAGAAGGUACAGGAAACUCAAAUAUGACUUUUUUUCAAAUUAUAAUGCAAUAGAAUGCACAAAAAAAGACAGUAACUUUUGUACAGAAAGAGAGAGACUUUUUUGUUUUCGUGUAAAUGCUUAUAUAUUAAAUCUAUGGGCUGAUGACAGAAAAAGAUUAUAUUAAAAUUUAAAACUAUUUUCUAACUUGUAAGUUCUAUUUAAGUGAUGGUAUAAUGGCAAAUAUAGAGGAAAAAAAAUCAGAGAUGUUUAUGUGCCAUAAUGAAUAGAAAAUGAUUUAGCUAUGUUUUAAUCAGAAAGCAAAAACACUGAAUAGAAGUCCAUGCGUGCAAUCUGCUGUUUUUCAAAAGACGCUGCUAGUGUAUAACAGCAGCACCCCAGUUUCUAAGGAAAAUUCUUUUGUUUAGAGUCCCAGAUCAAUCUUUGCAGGUUUAUCUUAUAAAAAAGGAAAAAAGCACCACAAAUUUGUACUGUGCCAAAUGUUAAAAUUAAAUACAUGCAAUAAAGGAUCUUUUUUGGAGACUUGAA
Molecule: messenger RNA, 4858 nt
Organism: Xenopus tropicalis (tropical clawed frog)
Lineage: Eukaryota; Metazoa; Chordata; Amphibia; Anura; Pipidae
Gene: lrrc4
Product: leucine rich repeat containing 4
Exons: 1
Coding region: 2432-4357 (641 amino acids)
Cellular component (GO): synaptic membrane; membrane
Source: RefSeq, a predicted model, not a curated record